Messenger RNA from Dipodomys ordii (Ord's kangaroo rat), 1554 nucleotides. RefSeq lists its product as uncharacterized. The record is from RefSeq and is a predicted model, not a curated record. Bases 1 to 1122 code for a protein of 373 amino acids. The transcript has 7 exons. NCBI's taxonomy places the organism in Eukaryota, Metazoa, Chordata, Mammalia, Rodentia, Heteromyidae.
AUGGGGCUCCCGAUUUUUGGAGAGCCCUUCUGUGAUGAUGCAGCCGGACGUGGCGGCUGGUUGGACAAGGGGGAGCUGCUGGGCAGGGUUCGACCCCCAGGCCUGGGCGGUGGAGGUGUAGCUGGCAGCGGUGGGCAGGUGAGGAACGCCGUCUGCUGGGCAGCGAGCAUCUUCAGAGGGCGUGGGGAGGGGGAGGAGCAGACGCAGGGCUGCCAGCAGGGAGCGCAGGAGCGUCCCAGUCUUGGUGGGUUGGAUGGGGUGGGGGGGGGACACGAGGAAGACAGGCCCCCAGCCGCCACCUCAUCAUCCACCGCAAUUCACAUAGAAGCGGGAUCCUGGGUGUCUCUGGCAGGGCCUCAGCGUGGCCCGGGCCAGAGCGUCGAGGACAGGAGAGCGGGAAAGAAGGGCAGUACGCAGCCGACGGCGUCACCAGAGGGAGGGCCGGUGGCCGUGGGUGGCGGGCUCCAGAGGGACUCUCGCAGCAAGGAGGCUGCAGUGGGCCCGGCCUGCGGACACAGCACUCCCGCGCGCGGUACUGCGGCCCAGGGGCUGGCGCGGAGAGGGCCCACAGUGGACUUGUUCACGCUGUAUGCCCUAACCGCUCAGCCCCUGGGUCUGGCAAGACAGGACAGCACCAGGGGAGUCAAGGGCAUGGGGCAAAGCCAGACCAGGCGGGGCAGGCGGGGCAGAGUAAGUGCAAUCUCCGGGGAGGGAGGUAGGGGCGCAGGCAGGGCGAGGCCAGGCUACAGGUGGCGAGCGGCAAGGUACCGGCCUCCGGAGCCCACGGCCAAGGCGGGCCUUACGGGCAGCGACAGAGGGGCGACCGGUGCCUCUCACGCUCGGACUGGAGGCGAGGCCAGGUCUCCAGCAGGGGUGGACGGGCCAGUCAGUCUUAAAGGCCAGGACGUCAGUGCAAUGAAUCUACUUGAGAGAUAUGAUAUGGUCCGGUGUGACGGUGAGGGCAGGGGAGAGACUGCCGUUCAGCUUUCCGGAACAACCUGGCUGGCACCACAGGCGGGAGGCUCCCACAACCAACGUCUGUUCCUUAGCUUUUCCGAGAGAGCUCACACACACACUGCUGCUCUCUGGGCACACCCUUCCCCCUCGAACCCCUCCAGAUGAACAGAAAUGGUGCUACCCAGCUCACGUCUGGGCCUUCGAAUCCGGGGACUUCUUCAAGUCCGUCUAGCUCUGAAUCAAGAAAAAUGCUGCAACUCAGGAAACACAACAAGACACAACUUGCCUCAGGAAUCAACUCUUCGAGGUGAAGCCAAAGGAACAGACCACGUGAACACCGUGGACGAGCAGACCCGAGACCCCACCCCCCCACAGUUCCAUCUCCAUGGCCACCCCCUGCCACGCCCAGGAGACCACCAGCCACCCAGCAUCCCAGGGCCAGGCCUCUGCCUGGGAUGCCAGCAUCGCUUCCCUCCUCUCUUCUUCUCGUUCAUCCUUUCCUUUGUGUGUUUGUUUCUUGCCUUUCCUUUCUUCUUCACUUGAGAGACUCCAGGCAUCCAUGACUCUUGUUUCCCCACCCAUCCCUUCUCAGUUAAU